AUGGCAACAUCUGGUCAAGUUUAUGUUACCUUUUCAAUAUUCUAUCUUGCACUCCAUUAUAGUGAUGUACAAGCAAAGGAUUCACAGUGUUUAUGGACUGCUUGGUCACCAUGUACCGUAACUUGCAUAAGUCGUGGAUCAAGUUCAGUUUACUCCCAGCAAUGGCAACAAUUUAUUUGCAAGAAUUUGAACAAUAAUUCUAUUAUUAUUACAGCAAAAUUUCGUUCGUGUACCCAUAUGAUACCUCUAUGUUUAUCGGAUGAAGGCUUCUCGAUGGCAUUCCACAACUACUACUUUUUGGCAAUAUUUUUAGUUUGCAUAUUGCUAGCAUUUUUUCCAAACAUGAUCCUUGGUUUACGUUAUAAGCGAGUUUGGAUUUGGAAAAGUCGAAAAACUGAACAGAAAAGUGAACAAUCUGUGCUAUCAUUGAAUGAAGCAACCUGCCGAUAA
Cercopithifilaria johnstoni is the source of this 450-nucleotide messenger RNA. NCBI's taxonomy places the organism in Eukaryota, Metazoa, Nematoda, Chromadorea, Rhabditida, Onchocercidae. The record is from the annotation of a GenBank genome assembly.